GGGUUUUUGCAAAGGAGAAAUGACUGUUAAGUCAUACUGUGACUGUGUGACAUGUUGAGUUACGAUUCCAUUAUUAGGAAAAAUGUGAAUUUGAUGAAUAAUACGAUGGAUAAACCGGCGGAUCCCGGCGCAGCGACGCCAGUGUCGCAACCACCAUUCGACACCCAAUUGGUGUCGCAGCAGCAACAAUCGGAAUCGAUCAUCGCCAAUCUCCGCAAUAUCUCCGACUCCCUCUCCGCUUUCCAACAUUGCUUCAGUGAGCUACAACGACACAUUGAUUCGAUUCGAACCUCAAUCGAUUCUGUGCUGCUACCCCCUCAGACAACUAAAACCACUCAUUUACCCGCUCCAUCAUCAGCGCCAGCAGCUGCAUCGGAAUCUGACUCCUCUGAAGAAGGAGGAGGAGGAGGAGAAGAAGAAGAAGACGAGGAAGAGGAAGAGGAGGAGGAGAAAGUGAAAUCGCCUCGUCCAGACCUGGAAAGUUUUUGCGAAACGAUGAAUAGUGAUGGUCUGCGGAAGUACAUGCUAACACAUCUCUCAGACAUUCACGGAUUGCGUGUACAAGUCCCUAAGGCACUAAAACGUUCGCCCAAACCUGCGAGGCUUGUACUGGAAUCUAUUGGUAAGUUUUAUAUUCAAGGGAGCAAGGGGUAUAUUAAUGACUUACCUUUGAUCCGGGGAAGGAUGGCUAAAGUAUUGCUUUUGGAGUUAUUGAUGGGGAUGGGAUUUGAGAUUGAUAAAUGGGUGAAGGAAGAGGCAGAGCAAGCAGCUUUAGCCUGGUUGAAGAGGUUGAAUUCUGAAGGAGGUAUACUACAGGUUCAAGAAAUUGAUGCCCGUGGUUUGCUGUUGCUUAUUGGUUGUUUCGGGGUUCCACAUAGAUUUACAAAUGCGAAUAUCAUAAAUUUACUUCAGGUAAGUAACCUCAAGUUGAUUUCUGUUGCCCUUAGGAAUUCACAUGUUCUCAUGGCAAAGUUUCCGGAAAUAAUAGAGGAAAUGGUGAAGAACAAGAGAGUCUUUGACGCUGUUCAUAUUGUCUAUAGUGUUGGAAUUCAGGACAAAUUUAACCCUGAGAAACUUUUGACAUCAUUUUUAAGAGAGUCUAAAGAUUCGUUUGACAAAAUGAAACGAUCACAAGGUUCACUUGAUGCUAAUUUUGGAGUAAAAAGGAAGUAUUUAUCUGAUUUGAAUUCAGUCAUCAAAUGUUUGGAUUCUCACAAGAUUGAUCCUUCAAAGCUUCUUCCUGGGUGGCAAAUCAAUAUGAAAAUAAUGAGCUUGAAGAGAGAAAUUGCUGAAUUCGAUAAGCAUAAGCAGAUAGCUGAACAGAAGAUAGCACAACAAAUUGCUGAAUUGCAUAAGAGAAAAAUUGAUGAAACUGAGUGGUUGAGCAACAAAGAAGUGAAACACUCACAUUUUCCAAAUCCAUGGCCGCCACAACAUCAAAGAGUUGUUAAUCAUGUCAAUAGCAACAACACCUUGUUAGAAGGUGGUGGAACUGCUGGCCACAAUUAUGGUUAUUAUAUUUCCCCUUCGGAAUUGCAUGGACCUGUUGCAAGCCCACUACGUGAAAAUGUUAUUAGCUCAGGUGUGGCCAUGGGUGGACCUGGAGCAGGUAUAUUAGCAAAUGCUGAUGGUAUUCAUGCAGGCAUGGAUGUUGUUCCGCUAGGAGGCUCAUAUGCUGGAAGUCUUGGAGGGAGUCGAGUUGAUAGUACACCCAAGCAGUUAGAAAGUCAUGCUGGUCAGUUAUAUGGAUCGCAUGGUGAUGCAACUGUGUAUGACAGACUGCCCUCCCACAGAUAUGCUUAUAGGCCAUCAUCCUACUUGGAAGGGCCAAACACCAUAGCUGGCGAUACUUAUAGGCCUGGACUAUACAUGGAAAGCUCUGCAGGGUUGCCAAACACCAUACCUGGUGAAGGCUCUGCGGGGUUGCCAAACACCAUACCCGGUGAAGGCUCAGCAGGGUUGCCAAACACCAUACCUGGUGAUUCUAAUAUGCCACCGCCAUACUUGGAAGGCUCUGCAGGGUUGCCAAACACCAUAACUGGUAAUGCUUAUAGGCCUGCACCAUACAUGGAAAGCUCUAAGGGCUUGCCAAACACCAUACCUGGUGAUUCUAAUAGACCACCACAAUACUUGGAAGGCUCUGUUGGGUUACCAAACACCAUAACCGGUAAUACAUAUAGGCCUCUACCAUACUUGGAAGGCUCUACGGGGUUGCCAAACACCAUACCGCCACCAUAUCAGUUUGCUGAUACUGUUCCAGCAACUGAACUAUACCAAAGCAGUGGCUCACGAGCAGUUGGUUUUCAUCCUUCGUCCUCCUUGUACUGGCAGAGAUAGUUUUGUGUUGGUCAGGCAUUACUUUCUACCUUAGUUUCCAUUUUUCUAGUGUAUAUAGCCAUUCUAGAAGUGAUUUCAUAGUCUCAGAAAUGUUCGUCUUUCAUCAGCUGCUAAAAAUCUCUGGCCAAUGUUAUCCUUUUUCUUAUCAAAAAAAAAAAUCUCUGGCCAAUGUUCAAGGCUUAGGAUAGUGAUGUCUAAACUCUACCUGGCAAAGUUCCAACAAACAUGAUUUUCUAACAGUUCUUUACUUUUCCUUUUU
Nicotiana tabacum (common tobacco) is the source of this 2596-nucleotide messenger RNA. The record is from RefSeq and is a predicted model, not a curated record. Lineage: Eukaryota; Viridiplantae; Streptophyta; Magnoliopsida; Solanales; Solanaceae.